UUAAGGUCUGAGUAAACGUUUGUUACGUUUAGCCAAAAAUCCCAUUUACGUGUCGUACACAUUGGGCACUUUAUUCCGUGUAUUUGGAGUUAUGGGAUAUUACACAUUCAAACCCAAGUACCUUGAGUCUAUGUAUAAAAAGUCUGCAUCAACCGCUAACCUAUUGUCCGGUAUUGUGGGCACUAUACCGGCCGCAAUAGGUUUAUUACUAGGGGGAGCAUAUCUAACAUUUCUACAGCCGGGUCCCCGACAGUUGACAUCAUUUAUAACCAUCAUUGAAAUCCUGGGUACAAUGGGCUACGUGUCCGCCUUUUUUCUAGGCUGUCCGCCCACACCAUUCGCCGCACUUCCUAAGGAUAACGCCAAUGAUAUUAAUUUAGGCUCACAAUUGAUGUGCAAUGUAAAUUGUUCCUGCUCACAUAAGUUCCAACCAAUUUGCGGGCCCGACAACUAUACGACAUACUUCUCUCCCUGUUAUGCCGGUUGUGAUCCGCGAUCUCUUGCAUCCAUUAAUGGCACAAAUCAUUUCUCGGGGUGUGAUUGUAUUGAUGACAUUGGGAUGUCAGGGAUGGUUAAUCACACGGGGAUAACAGGAAUGGCAACCGAAGGCUUUUGUGACUCUCAUUGUGGCAAUAAUUUUGAAAUACUAAUAAUCCUGAUGGCUAUAGCGGGCAUAGUGGGUCGUCCCGCUAUGGCCGGUAAUGUGAUCAUAUCAUUCAGAAUAGUGGACGAGGAAGAUAAAAGUCUGGCCAUGGGUGUAGCAGGGGCAUUCUAUUCAUUAUUUGCAUUCAUACCCUACCCGUUGGUGUACGGGUGGGUAACUAACACGGCGUGCGAGGUAUGGGAGUCUAAGUGCGGCAAAACGGGUAAUUGUCUGGUGUAUGACGUGGAUAAGUUUCGCUAUAGACUGAUCGGGUUAACUCUUGGCUUGUAUUUCGUUGGUUCAAUAUUCGACAUAAUAGUGGUAUUCCUAUCGCACAGAAUCAAAAACCUAUACAACGAUGACGAGGAUGAGACAGACCAUCAUAUUAACAAACCAUCAAAUGAUCACAAAAAAUAAUUUUUUGUUUAUAAAUUAAAAUAGGUUUAGGUAAUUGGGAU
Molecule: messenger RNA, 1101 nt
Organism: Oppiella nova
Lineage: Eukaryota; Metazoa; Arthropoda; Arachnida; Sarcoptiformes; Oppiidae
Source: the annotation of a GenBank genome assembly